Molecule: messenger RNA, 612 nt
Organism: Encephalitozoon intestinalis ATCC 50506
Lineage: Eukaryota; Fungi; Microsporidia; Unikaryonidae
Product: putative meiotic recombination protein
Exons: 1
Coding region: 1-612 (203 amino acids)
Biological process (GO): reciprocal meiotic recombination
Molecular function (GO): double-stranded DNA binding
Source: RefSeq, a predicted model, not a curated record
AUGGCAACAGUCAAGAUGAAAGCAGACCAGAAGAAAAGCAUUCUAUUGGAGAUAAUAAGAACAAGUAAGUCAUUCUUCAAGUUACAGGAAUUGGAAACUCUGGGCUCGAAGAAGGGGAUAGUGGUAAAUACGAUCAAAGAAAUUCUACAACAGCUUGUUGACGAAGGUCUUGUCACUGUCGAGAAGGUUGGAACCUCCAAUCUGUAUUGGUCGUUUGCAUCUGAAGGAGUCCAAAAGAAGAAGUUGAAGUGUAAAGAGCUUAUGGACGAAUGUAAAAGAAUGUCUGAAGACAUUUCUAACAAGAGAAAACACUUAGAAGACGAAAGAAAGUCCAAGAACUACACGGAAGAGAGAAGCAGGCUGGAAGAAAGGCUGAAUUCCCUAGAGAAGAUGGAGGAAGAACAAAAAAAAGAGCUAAAGAAGUUCGAAGAAACAGAUCCUAUAGUCUAUGACAAGCUUAUCGGAGAUAGAAAGAAAGUAAUCGACGAGUAUAAUAAGAUUGUUGACAACAUUUUUGUUAUACAAGAUUAUAUCUGUAACAAGUUUGCAAUGGAAAAGUCAGAGUUUAACAGUAGCUUUGGGAUUCCUCAGGACUUGGACUAUAUCCAAUGA